Messenger RNA from Trichosurus vulpecula (common brushtail), 600 nucleotides. RefSeq names its product glutamate receptor ionotropic, NMDA 2A-like. The record is from RefSeq and is a predicted model, not a curated record. Bases 1 to 600 code for a protein of 199 amino acids. NCBI's taxonomy places the organism in Eukaryota, Metazoa, Chordata, Mammalia, Diprotodontia, Phalangeridae. The transcript is spliced from 2 exons.
AUGGGCAGACUGGGCUACUGGGCGUUGCUGGUGCUGCCGGCUCUGCUGGUGUGGCGGAGCCCGGCACGAGCUCGCGCGGAGAAGGGUCCCCCGGCGUUGAACAUCGCGGUGCUUCUGGGCCGGAGCCACGAUGUGACAGAGCGGGACAUCCGUAGCCUGUGGGGCCGGGAGCUGGCAGGUGAGCUAGCGCUCGACGUGAAUGUGGUGGCCAUGCUGGUCAACCUUACAGACCCCAAGAGUCUCAUCACCCAUGUCUGCGACCUCAUGUCUGGAGCCCGAAUCCAUGGGCUAGUGUUUGGGGAUGACACGGACCAGGAAGCCAUCGCACAGAUUUUGGAUUUUAUCUCCUCCCAGACCUUCAUCCCUAUCCUGGGGAUACAUGGUGGUGCCUCCAUGAUCAUGGCUGAUAAGGCCCAAGAAAGCAUUCAGCCAAGCACAAUAAAGAGAGAAGCCAUUGAUACGCAACAAGGACAUUACCCUUUACUCUUGGCAGCCUCUUCCUUCCAGUUGACUGCUAUCUGUAUCACUAUGUCAUGUCAGGAGCCCUACACUGGAAGUCUUGGAAACGGCGAGCUCACGUUGAACACUUUAGGAGACUAA